CAAUCACCACUCUCCUUUCAGUCUUUGCAUAUUGCAUUUUUAUCUUUUUAAUAUACUAGCCGAUGAUAUAAACACUCACACUCCAUGCUCCGCCAGGCCGUACAAGGGGCUCGGUGGUAUCAGCAUGUGGCCCGCAGAAGCCCGUCGGUUUCGUCUCUUCCUCGCCCGCGAACAUUUUCGAUCGUAACGCCACGCUCCCUUAACUUUGGCGGACCAGAUGAAAAAGUCAAUUUCUAUGAACAAGAUACCAAAGGGAGCAAAACAAGGAGAAGAGUCGAUCCGGAAGCUGAAGAUCAAGCCGACCGGAAAGAAGUGGAAGAUGAGCUCUCCAAGUUGGAGCGGGAACUGCAGGAGCUAAAGGAGGGCCCUUUCACUGCCAACAGCCCGUUUAUGAAGAGCUUGCCAGAGAAGGAUAGAGCCGUCGCUCUUGAAGCUCUACGUCAGCAUGCAGCCAGGAGGGGUAAAGAAGAUGCUGGUGUUGGGCUAGAGAGUAUUUUCGACGAAGAGCUAGAUGAGAUGCUGAAGGAGGAAUUCGAUAGCCUGGCUAAAGAGGAGGAGGAUUGGGGUGAAGAAGGGGAACCCAAGGAUGCGCAAGUGCCGAUGGCCAAGAAACCCUACGAGGUCGUGUUGAGAUUCUCGGAGGCCAAUUCAUACGUGGACAAGUUUAAUGAAUGCCUUAGGAAGUUCGCGCAUAACAGUUCGAACGAUCCACUUAGACACGAACUGUGGAAAUGGUAUCGUCGUUGCAAACAAGUCGCCCCAGGAUUUCUUGAAUCGAUGCCCGAAGAAGCGAUAAGUUUAGUAUGGGACUCGCAAACCACCGGGGAGGCCACAGGGACAUCGCGAACAACCCAUUUGCAGAUGGUUGCAGAAGAUAUAAUGUCCGUCGGCAAAUCUCUCUCGACUCCGCAUAUUCUCGCGUACAUCGAAUCCCUUCAGAACAGUGGCAAAACGAACCAAGCACUGGAUCAAUGGGAGGCACGUCAAGCAGAACUCUCUCAAAGAAAGGAAGAUUUGGAGGCAUAUUGGAAUUUGGGAGUACGGCUUUUUGCCGCUGCAGAGGAUCCUCAGCGAGCUCAGGACAUUGCUCUUGCGUUUUUAGCAAACGACAAGUCACGCCAGUCUCGUGUUCUCAUCCCAAUCAUCACGGCCUGGGGGAGACAGUCUGGAAAGGAAGCGGAGAUAAAAGCUUGGGCAUUAUAUCUGCAACUAAAAACUUUCCUUGGUUCUCAGAUGACUAUGGGCGACUAUGAUCAUAUCAGUAUUGGCCUCCUCAAGGCCAAUCGGCUUCAUCUCGCCAUUGCAGUUUUCAAAGAUAUGAUGGUCACCGGCCAGGAUCCAGCAAAUGACUCGACUGCCCUGUACAAGGCAGCUUUGGGUGUGGCCGGCAAUCUCCAUGCGUCCAGCAUCAAUGAAAAAGAUCUGAACAAAGUAUCUCUCUCAGCGCUUACGAUGUUGCCACGGCGGUUCCAAAACAGAUUUUUCUAUGCAAGCUGGAUGAAAAAACUAAUUGGAAUGGGCGAAGUGGACUCAGCUGCAUCGGUAGUUGAGCUGAUGUACGAGCGAGGCGUCAAACCAGACCCAAAGCACCUCAACGGUGUGAUUGCAGGCUGGCUCCGAGAAGGAAGCUUCGCUGCCCGUGAUAAAGCCGAACGGUUAGGAUGGGCCAUGAUUCAGCAGCGGAUUGACACUGUUUGGGCAAGGGCGGAAUUAUCUGGAAGUCCUCCCCGGUUGUCUGCGGCUCAAGGAUCGGGCAAUGCUCGUAUACCGAAGUUCAUGCAAAGGGUAGUGCCUCCCGCGAACAUCGAGACUUUUUCAAUCCUUCUCCUUCACUAUACUCGAAGGAGCGAUGAUGACAUGAUCAAAUAUCUGGUCAAAUGCCUGGGAGAUGGACGUAUCCAGCCCAAUUCCUACUUCAUGAACCAUCUCUUAUACGCCGAGUUAAGGAAACAAGACGUCCGUUCUGUUUGGAACAAGUUCAAGACCAUGACCGCUUCCAUCAAGCCCGACCUAGAGACCUACGCCUGUCUGUGGGACUGCGGAAAGCUCCAGUAUGAUCGGGGACGAACAGCAUUUGACGCAGGAUUCCCAUCCGCCCGCGGCCUCUAUCAAGAAAUGAUGCAGUGGUAUUCCCAGCUGACACCACGUGGAAAAUCAUCUACCCAAGAGGAUUUCUCCAAAGAACUAUAUGAUCAGAUUGUCCGUUGCUUCUGUCUUUCCAAAGAUCUCCAUGGUACUAUUGUCGCACUCUAUUCGAUGGGAAUGACAUUUAGCAUCUUCCCAGACGAAGUCACCGCUCGGUCCAUCAUUCUCCAAGUAGCACGCAUGGCUGGCGUACCCGCAGAUACGCCCAAGCGUCGAUUGCGUCGACUCUCGUCCACCCCGAAGAGCAAAGAAAACAUUGCUCAAGUCAACCGACUCGUGGAGAUUCUGAGCGAACGCAAAGCCGCAGCUCUUCAAGCGCAAGGGCUGAGCCCCGAGCACCUAGACCCACAAGAGAAACAGCACUAUCAGCUCGAAAUCUUGGGUGAUCUGCUACGAGCCGUGAUGGGCCGGACAGCCACACACCCUGAUCAGGUCGAAGGCCAAAUCGCAACAGCCGCAGCAGAGAUGGGGGUUUCCGGGAUUGAUCUCGGAUCGCCACUGAGGAAGGAAGAUGGUCUACUUCUUUAGUUUGCCUAUUGCAAUUUCUUGGUCCAUGCCUGUGGCAUGCAUUCCGAUAUCCAGGCUGAUCUUCAAGAGUAUCCUUGUAUAUUUAAUUUAUUGGCGUAGCUAGGUGUCAUCCAAGCAUACACUGGCGUUUUCGGAGGUGAAUAUAUGAACAAAAUGGCUCUGAUGUAUAUUAGAACAAAUAAAUGAUGACUUCUCUCUGAACAUUCAAACUUGAAAGGAGCAAGAUGAAGCUUCGCAGCGAUUG
Aspergillus wentii DTO 134E9 is the source of this 2917-nucleotide messenger RNA. Its product is annotated as pentatricopeptide repeat protein. The transcript has a single exon. The coding region runs from base 85 to 2673 and encodes 862 amino acids. Lineage: Eukaryota; Fungi; Ascomycota; Eurotiomycetes; Eurotiales; Aspergillaceae. The record is from RefSeq and is a predicted model, not a curated record. Gene Ontology annotation, molecular function: protein binding.